AACGCGUAUAAUAAUUGGACUAAGAUUUGACAAAGAUAUUUUCUAAUUUCUAUUUUGUAACCAAGUGGCUUAUGUGAGAACAUGACAGUGCCACCUUCCUCAAAAUCAUUCUUUCCCCUUCAAAACACACUUGCUAUAAAUUCCCUUAACCAAUGUAACUCCACAACACAAACCCUCCGUUUCUUUCAUUCCAACAACGUUCUUCUUUCUGUCACAUGUCUCAUACCCCAAACGUUCCUCAAUAUUGUUUCAUAGUCUUUGAUCUUCAUUCUCAACCUAAACUUCAAUUAUUCAUCUCUUAUCACCUCCCAAUAAUUUGAUUCCGAUUAUUCCGUUACAUUCCGCUAAUCACACAAAAACAAAAACAGAUCCUUUAUUAUCUCUCUUCCAAAAUAUUAUAUUCCCGGAAAAUUCUCUUGACAAAAUCAACCCAACAAACCCCAUCUCUUUAACUCCUUUGAAUCUUUCAAAGUUUCAAUCUUUUUCGCAAAUGGGUGUCAAAGGUUUCGUUGAAGGAGGCAUAGCUUCCAUCAUUGCAGGAUGUUCAACACACCCUCUUGAUCUCAUCAAGGUUCGAAUGCAGCUUCAAGGAGAGACUCAAACUCAAACAACCAAUAUCCGAUCCGCUCUUGCAUUUCAGCCUGGUUCCGUUCACCAGUCGCCAGCGGCGACGGCCACGCCUCGUGUUGGUCCGAUCGCCGUUGGUGUUAGGCUAGUUAAACAAGAAGGCGUGGCAGCACUUUACUCCGGCGUCUCAGCCACAGUUCUCCGACAGGUUCUCUACUCCACCACCCGUAUGGGACUCUAUGACAUACUCAAGAAAAAAUGGUCUGAUCCAAAAUCCGGCAGUAGUUUUACGUUAACAAAAAAAAUCGCGGCAGGGCUACUCGCUGGCGGGAUUGGCGCGGCGGUAGGAAAUCCAGCUGACGUGGCAAUGGUCAGGAUGCAGGCAGACGGAAGACUUCCCUCCGCUCAGAGAAGAAACUAUAAGUCCGUCAUCGAUGCUAUCACAAGAAUGGCGAAAGACGAAGGAGUUACUAGCCUAUGGCGCGGUUCAUCGCUCACCGUGAACCGCGCCAUGUUAGUUACAGCGUCGCAGCUGGCUUCCUACGACGAGUUUAAGGAAACGAUUCUGGCAAAGGGAUGGAUGAAGGACGGGCUUGGAACCCACGUGACAGCGAGUUUUGCAGCGGGUUUUGUCGCGUCUGUUGCGUCGAAUCCCGUGGACGUGAUCAAGACGAGAGUGAUGAAUAUGAAAGUGGAGGCUGGAUCGCCGCCGCCGUACUCCGGUGCCGUUGAUUGUGCUCUGAAAACUGUUCGUGCGGAGGGUCCUAUGGCUCUUUAUAAGGGCUUUAUUCCUACGAUUACGAGACAGGGACCGUUUACGGUUGUUUUGUUUGUUACGUUGGAACAGGUUCGUAAGGUGCUUAAGGAUUUCUAAGUUCGAUGAUGAUGACGACGAAUAAUUUUUUAAUAACGUUAAUAAUGUUCUUUUAGAUGUUUUUUUAUAUAUAGUUUUAAUUAAGAUUAAGAUGUUGAGGUUGUUGUUACCAAUUGUGACUCAGUUGAAGAUCUCGUUAUAGUAUUCGUGUUAUUUUA
This is a messenger RNA of Lathyrus oleraceus (garden pea), 1599 nucleotides long. RefSeq names its product mitochondrial uncoupling protein 5. Gene Ontology annotation, biological process: transmembrane transport. The record is from RefSeq and is a predicted model, not a curated record. NCBI's taxonomy places the organism in Eukaryota, Viridiplantae, Streptophyta, Magnoliopsida, Fabales, Fabaceae. The transcript has a single exon. Bases 491 to 1441 code for a protein of 316 amino acids.